UCGGUCUCAUCAUCUGUUCACAGGGAACACUGCAGUGCUGGAGCUCGGGUGAGUGAGUGUCAUACUGAAAGCAGAACAGUCGAUGAGACAGACAUCUCUCUGGGACUUCACAGAAAAGCAAACAUAGAGGUGCCAGAAGUGGAAGUGAAAGAGACUCCAGCAGAUGUGCUGAACAUGGCAUCCAGCAAGAGUAAACUGAGUCUGAGAGAAGAUCUGACAUGUGCCAUCUGCUUUGAGCUCUUCAAAGAUCCCGUGAUGCUGGACUGCAUGCAUCACUUCUGCAGGACAUGCAUCACGUCGUACUGGAGGACUGUCAGGAGUCCUGUGUCCUGUCCUCAGUGCAGAAAACAGUUUCCCAGCAAACGCGUUCACACCAACUACUUAGUAGCCGGUUUAGUGGAGAAGGUCAGGGCCAGCUCCAGCUCGAGAUCUGUCAAGUAUCUGGAGAAACAACUAAAGGACUGCCUGGAGUCACAGUGCUCCGUGAAAGACACUUACGUCACGAUGAUCCGUGGAGACAGAGAAAAGAUGGAUCAAAUAAAAAAAGUCGGAGCUGAGCUGCAGAGCCGAGUGCACAGUGACUUCCAGGCUCUCCAUAACUUCCUGCAGGCGGAGGAGGAAAACAUGAUGGAGGAGUUGAGGAGAGAGCAGGAGGAAAUGCUGCUGGGUCUGGAGCGACAUCUGGAGGCCCUACAGGUGGCCAUGAGGGAUGUGGAACAGAACAUCAACACACUACGACAGACGGCCAGCAGCACACAGCAGUCUGUGCUUUUGGAGCUUCCCGAACUGAAUUCAAGACCACCUCUACAGGAGCUGCAUAUCAACAUCACUGCCUUUAGAAGCAAACGCAUCGCUCCUCUUCAGUACACUAUUUGGAGAAAGAUGUUUCAACAUUUAAAGCCAGGUCCAGCACCUUUGAUAUUUGAUGAGGACACGGCUCACCCCAGCCUACAGCUUUCCAGAAACAAAACCCAAGUGGUGGAAGGCGACAAUAUGACCAUCUACACAUGCAAUGCCAAACGCUUCCUCCAGUGUGUUAACAUUCUGGCAACUGAGGGCUUCCAGUCAGGCAGCCAUUAUUGGGAAGUGGAUGUGAGCAACAAUCGUAAAUGGGAUUUAGGCGUCGCUCUGGAAUCGGCGAACCGUCAGGCCAGAGUCAAACUGUGCCCCGAGAACGGCUACUGGACCCUCCGGCUGCGGAAUGGCAACCAGUACUCCGUGGGCACCCAGCCCUGGAUGCCGCUGACUGUGAUGACCUCGCCCAGCAGGAUUGGGGUUUUUCUGGAUUGUGAGGAAAGCAGAGUUUCGUUUUACAAUGCAGAUAACAUGGAGCUGCUGUAUUUCUUUUUUGACGGGCCGAGGGAAAAAGCAUUCCCCUUCUUCAGCCCGUGCCUCAGUGAACGUGGUCAAAAAGCCCAAGCCAUCUGUAUUCUUCACCAUUGCAGUUUUGAAAUGAAUCGCUCAAGUAAUUUGUGCCAUGUUCACUGAUCCGGUGUUCCAGGAUUCUGUGUUGUAAAAUAUUUAUCACUCAUGCUUUAUUAGAGCCAUGCAGAUAUAAUGACAGUAAUCAGUCAUUGUGUCAUGAAUUUAUUGUAUGUAGACAUCAGGCGGGCAAAACCAACUACAGACAAAUUCUCAAGCGUUUUCAUGCCAGAAGAUGCCCAAAGAUCUGAUUUAACCAUGGUAAUUGACAUUGAUUAAUGACAAAAACAUUGUAAUCUAGCCUUAAGAUCAAAUGUUUUUGCAGAAAAACAAACCUGGCCU
Triplophysa rosa is the source of this 1764-nucleotide messenger RNA. It is a transcript of the gene trim105, whose product is annotated as tripartite motif containing 105. NCBI's taxonomy places the organism in Eukaryota, Metazoa, Chordata, Actinopteri, Cypriniformes, Nemacheilidae. The coding region runs from base 175 to 1488 and encodes 437 amino acids. The record is from RefSeq and is a predicted model, not a curated record. Gene Ontology annotation, molecular function: protein binding; metal ion binding. The transcript has 7 exons.